Drosophila bipectinata is the source of this 929-nucleotide messenger RNA. RefSeq lists its product as uncharacterized. The record is from RefSeq and is a predicted model, not a curated record. Lineage: Eukaryota; Metazoa; Arthropoda; Insecta; Diptera; Drosophilidae.
GCCUUUAAGAAUCAAAUUACCAGUGCAAGGAAAGACAGAAACACAGGACUCUUGCCGAAAUAUGAAGCUUAGUGGCGUGUCCGGGCUGAUGCGGACGGAGGAGCAGCAGCAGCAACGGGCGAGGGAGGGCCCAGCGGGUAACCAGCCCGCCGUCUGCCCUGUCGGCAACUGCAGGACGAUGGUGGCCCACACUCACCUGUUGCGGCACAUGAUCAGCGACCAUCUGGAUCCAGGGGCGCGAGCUCUGCCCUUCCAGUUGCGCCUCCGCGAAGUGGCCAUUGGCCAGAAGACAUUGCUAAUGCUAGCCUACAGCCAGAUGGUCCUGGACCAGGACUACUGCCUGGCGGUGCUCAACUGGCGUCAGCCAAACAUUAAACUGGGUCCCGGGGAACUGGCCGCCCAGCAACUGGAUCUGCCGCCGUGCCACCAGUUUCUAGACUGCCACCUGCCCGUUCUGGUAAUGGCAUGCCGCACCACCUGGAAGGCACUGCUCACCCACGAGGAUCGCGCCAUCCGGUCGGAGCAGUAUGCUAUCGGCGCCCGGUAUCCGGACCCCAGCCGCGAAUGGGGAACCGUCUACCUCUUUUGGCUCCUCUCCCCUGCCACCCGGCGACCGGUGUACGCCACCCUCAGUGUUCUCAACGAUGAGCUGGAGUGCAUCGAGCGAAGAAAUCGGCGUCGGAUUCGUAACUUUUCCUGCCGCAUGCCCAUCCAGCAGUUCAUUAACGGUCUGGAUCCCACAUUCAUUACCAUCAAUGAGGAGAAGCUGGACAGGAACUGCAAGGUAGAAGGUAAUUGGGAGAAGGCAUCUGUCAUCGUUGAGGUCGUCCUUGAGGGAGAGGGCAAGUAACCACCCCCUAUUCUCCUUACUAGUCUCAUUGCAUUUGGAACUCUUUAGUCUUAAAUUGUAAUUUAAAAAAAAAAAUUUU